UACUUCUGUAACACAUUCCACUUACAAUUUGUUCUUUAAAAAUUCUAUUUGAUGCAUCAUUGAACAGAAAAUGCAGCAAAAACCAGACGAUCUCUGCGGUGAAUGGACACCUGAUUAUCCAGCCGCUGUCUUACCUGAUAGGGUGCAACACAAAGAAUCAGACUGGUCCUCCUGCAGACACUCAAAUCACGACUCUCCAUGUGGAUACUUCAGAAAAGCAGCAGAAGAUGUCAGCUCCUUCAACAGAAGACACCACUCCGACCUUCACACAUCUUCACCAGCAUCUUGCCAAAGCGGUAAUAGGGAGGAGCUGGAACAUCACUGGCAUCUGCUCUGGAAGGAGAAACUUGAUGAGAAGGAGAAACACAGGAACCAACAAAUUAACCAAACAAAGGAUUUAACUCCUAGAGACAACUCUCGGGAUCAGACGGUGACUGCUGGACUUGAUGAAAGGCUUGGCAGCUCGGCUGUCAGGAAGCGGCAGCUCGAGUGCGACAGCUUCCUUGAAGUGAAGAGGCUGAAGCAGGAAACUGUGGAGGACAACUUUGGUUCUUCACACAUCAAACCAGUUAAACAUACGAGUGAUUUUGCAUUCUUGUACCCUUACAGUAAUGUAUGUGAUGUGAGCAGAACUCCUAUUGGACACAUUCCUUAUCCAAGGGCUGAAUUACAUUCCUACCAAAAUAUGUGGGACUCAGACAAAAGGAUGGAUCUCUACUGGAGACAACAUUUCUUAAAAGAGCUCACCUUAACUCACUGCAGAGUGAUGGGGAUACCUCCUGUAGCACAGAGGCAGACAGAUGUUUCUCAUGGUUACUCUUCAACACCUCUUUAUUUCCCUCUCGCCGUCAGGCAGUAGGAGACCGUUUACCACAGUGAGGGAGUUUCUGCAGCCACACAAACUGAAGUGUCAUUUCCUCUGCUGCAGAUAUCAGCUCCCCUAGCCCGACUUUCUGCAGACAUUGAACCUCGAGCACCGAGUCUC
Molecule: messenger RNA, 985 nt
Organism: Labrus mixtus (cuckoo wrasse)
Lineage: Eukaryota; Metazoa; Chordata; Actinopteri; Labriformes; Labridae
Exons: 2
Coding region: 71-859 (262 amino acids)
Source: RefSeq, a predicted model, not a curated record